Lutra lutra (Eurasian river otter) is the source of this 2005-nucleotide messenger RNA. RefSeq lists its product as uncharacterized. Lineage: Eukaryota; Metazoa; Chordata; Mammalia; Carnivora; Mustelidae. The record is from RefSeq and is a predicted model, not a curated record.
AUGAGGGCACUUUGGUGCCUUCUUAUCUACCCACAGCUCUACCUUGUAAGCACUCCCGAAGGCCGCAGAGAGAUUAGGUUGCAUCUUGGCUUUAGGUUGCUAACUGGGAAAAGAUCCCAAGUCCCAAAGUAUCACAGAAGAGACAGAUCCAUCACACCAAGGAGUUCUAUAUCACCAUCACUAAGGAAAGCUAAAGUCUAUACUCGAGCUUCCCAGAGUCCUACUUCUACAGUGGAUUUCCAGUCUAUAUCUUCCCAGUCUCCUGCUCCUGUACAAGUCCACAUCAGGCAAAGACAGUAUAGGAGCCCUGCCCUAGCAGGAAAGACGACAAUUGGAGGGCCAGGGCACUAUGAGUUUACUCAAGUUCACUCUCUACCAGAGAGUGACUCUGAAAGCAAUCAGGAUGAAAAAUGGGCUAAAAGGAGAAUCAAAAAGACCCGUAGUUCAAAAUACCCAAAGAAAAGAAUCACUACGGGAGGCAGAACACAAAACACAAAGUUCUACACAAAUGGUAGAACCACAAUACGGAGUUCUUCUCGGGAUUUACGAGAACAGUUAAGAAGGAAGAGGAAUGGAGUAUCUCAGACAACUACUAUCUCUUCAAAAAGACAAUCUAAGAAAUCCUCCCAACCCAAAUUCAUUCAACAGCUUUUUCAAGGCCUAAAGCAAGCAUUCCAGACAGCACGCAGAAUUAUGGCUUUUGCUGGACAGAAGACUGAGGACAGGUCAAGGCCAGACCAUUAGUGUUCAAGCAAAAACCACCAUCCAAAACAAAAAGCCAGAGAUUAUUCCUCAUCAAGAGAUAUCAAAAGAGAGUCAGUUGGUAAGCUAAAGCCAACAGACAUAACCACUAAGCAGGAGAAGAUGUUAUGGGAAGAAAUACAGCCAUUCAUAUCAGCUCAUCAACCAAAAAGAGGUAGCUCUUUCCAACGUAGACAUACCCAACGACCCAAGCCCAUAGUUUCCCAAAGAACUGCUAUUUUCAAAAGCACUUCAAUCAGACAGGCUGUGGUUAUUGUUCAAAACGACAAUAGUAGCAAAGGUAAGAAAUCCUACAGAUGUGAAAUCUCUAGCCAGGAGUCCAAGAGCUCCAAAAUAGGAACCAGAGUUCAAGCCAGAGGAAGAAACCUACAUGGUUCACUUAAGAGAACCUCACACAGUCACCUUAAAGAGAAACUCACACCCAAGAAGCGAAACCACCAUAGCUUCGUAAGGGAGAGAACCCUUAAUGAUUCCUCUGAAAGAAGCCAUCGCAGUCCCUCCGAGAGGCGCCAUCGAAGCCGUCCUCGGAGGAGAUAUCACAGUUCCUCUGAAAGGAGCCAUCAGAGUCCCUGUGAGAGGAGAUGUCGCAGUUCCUGUGAGAGGGGAUGUCGCAGUCUCUUUCAGAAAACUCAUCACAGUCCCUUAGAGGUGAGCGGACACAGCCCUUCUGAGAGAAGACAGCACAGGCCCUCUGAGAGGAGCGGUCGCAGUUCCUCAGAGAGAACUCACUGUAGUCCCUCUGAAAGAAGUGGACGCAGUCUGUGUGAGGGGAACAGACACGGUCAUUCUGAGCAGAGCCAACAGAGCCACUUUGAAAGGCGCCAGUACAGUUGGUGCGGGAAAACCCAUCUCAGUCCCUCUGCGAGAACCCAUCACAGUCCCGCUAAGGAGAGACUCAAACACAGCUGCCCCAGGGAAAGGCUCAGACAUGGUCUGUCUGAAGAUUGCAAGGGCUCCUCAAACACGUUUCCUAGGGACCACACACACAAUACUCCAAAACAGGCCAAGUUUAGAGGCCUGAAGCGAACAGAUGAGAUUCGUCCCCAUUAUUCACUGACUGGCUCAAGCCUUCACCGACCUGCCCCUUUUCUGGCUUCUUUCCUGCUCAGCCACUGCCUCGGAUACCUGCACCCUCAGCAAUCCAAGAGCCUCUAAGCCUCUCUACCUGGGGGGAGGGAGGGUGGGAAUGGGUCUCUGUAAUUUCUCUAAGAUAAAUAAAGGGGCAAUAAUUGAUAUCCACCUA